Molecule: messenger RNA, 720 nt
Organism: Alternaria arborescens
Lineage: Eukaryota; Fungi; Ascomycota; Dothideomycetes; Pleosporales; Pleosporaceae
Exons: 4
Coding region: 1-720 (239 amino acids)
Biological process (GO): epoxide metabolic process
Molecular function (GO): epoxide hydrolase activity
Source: RefSeq, a predicted model, not a curated record
AUGAGUUCUUCCAUUGACAAACACCACCUCCAACAGUACACGUCUUACGCCGCCCAAGCCGGAGACUGGGGUCACUGGGUCGUCCGCGAACUUGGCUCUGGUCGGUAUCCCAACUGCAAAGCAGUGCACACGAACAUGUGUCCUGGCGCACCUCCAGAAGGCACUAGCCUAACGGAGAAAGAAAAGAAGGGGAUAGCGAGAGCGGAAUGGUUUCUAGGGAAGCCGCUAAAUGAGACGCAUAUGGGGUAUGCGAUUGAGAUGAGAACACGACCGCAGACUAUUGGCGUGGCCUUCAACGAUAAUCCUGUCGGAAUCAUGAUGUUCUUUGGUGAAAAAUACAAUGAACUUGCUGAUCCAAGUUUAGGCACAGCGACACUCGUUAACGAGCAGUGGCUACAUGAUCUUUGCACGACGCUUUCGCUGUAUUUCUUCACGCCGCCAAGUGUCAUGACGAGUAUGUUAUCCUAUUACAACAAUGUGCGCCACGAAAUGUACACCAAAUUCGACGCCAAAGAAGAAAACCUGAUCCGCGUGCCUCUGGGCGUGAGCACGUUCCCCUACGAUGCUUUUCCUGCGCCUAAGAGUGGUGUCGAGACUACAUGUACGGAUCUGAAGUUUUUCAGAGAUCAUGACCAUGGAGGACAUUUUGCCUGCAUGGAGUGUCCGGAGGAGAUGGUGAGGGAUAUGAGAGAAUUUUUCGGAAAACGGUACAAGGUCUGA